Sporisorium graminicola is the source of this 1077-nucleotide messenger RNA. RefSeq lists its product as uncharacterized. Lineage: Eukaryota; Fungi; Basidiomycota; Ustilaginomycetes; Ustilaginales; Ustilaginaceae. The record is from RefSeq and is a predicted model, not a curated record. Gene Ontology annotation, molecular function: metallopeptidase activity; protein binding. The transcript has 6 exons. Gene Ontology annotation, cellular component: COP9 signalosome. Gene Ontology annotation, biological process: protein deneddylation. The coding region runs from base 1 to 1077 and encodes 358 amino acids.
AUGACUGCGCAGGCUGGACCAUCCGGCUCGUUGCCAACGCUCAAGACGUCCAAGCUCUCGCCCGUUGUUCUCGAUAACCACUCCUCUUCGGGGAUUGGCAGCAACAUCAGCCUUCAUCCGCUACCUAUUCUCAACAUCUCCGAACAUCUCGUUCGAACCAGACUGCAGAGCGAUGAUGCAGAGCUGACAGUCUACGGAGUGCUUCUGGGAACACAACAAGGACGAGACAUCGAGAUCCAAAACUCGUUCGAGAUCAGGCUUGAUGCAUCCUCAUCUACCACACCAGCACCAACGAUCAACCAUGCAUUCCUCAAAUCUCGCCAAGCACAGUACAAGCAAGUAUUCCCAACACUGGAUCUUCUCGGGUGGUAUACCAUCGGCGACAUUCCCACACCGCAGGACCUCGAGAUUCACAAGCAGCUGCUCGCAUACAACGAAACGCCGCUACUGGUUCAGCUCGACCAGACAGUGUCGUCAUUUGAGCACGCCGAAGUCAACGGAGAGCUGCCGAUUCGUGUAUACGAGUCGGCGGUAGAGCUGGUGCAAGGCGAGACGACCAACUUCUUUGUGCCGACAGGGUACAAGAUUGAAACGGGCGAAGCGGAACGCAUCGCUGUCGACCACGCAAGUAAGGCUGGUGCUGAAUCAGGCGGUGGUCAUGAGAGCACUAUGCUGGCGAGCAUGCAAGCGCAACACAGCGCAAUCAGCAAACUCAAUGACCGCAUUCGACAAGUGCUAGCUUACCUUCAGGCUGUCAAAGAGGGCCAGGCGGCGUGGGACCAUGAAGCGUUGCGGCAGAUACAGACUGUCGCUGCCAACUUGCCGCAGACAGUGUUGCCAGAGCUGCAAGAGGAACUUCUACGGGAACACAACGACGUUCUCCUCACUAACUACCUCUCCGUGUUGACCGAGAGCCUUCACACCAUGAACGAGCUGACGGACAAGUUUGAGGUGGUCCAGGCUGGUGCCAAGGACGAUGCCGCCGAAGGUGCGAUCGCAGCAGCAACGUCGACAAGCGGAGCACAGGGACGACGAGGUGGCGGUCGGAGCUCGACUCUUCGAGCAGUAUACAGCUGA